This is a messenger RNA of Stylonychia lemnae, 252 nucleotides long. Lineage: Eukaryota; Ciliophora; Spirotrichea; Sporadotrichida; Oxytrichidae. The record is from the annotation of a GenBank genome assembly.
AUGGCAAGUCAUAAGCCGUCGGAAUUUCAGUUAAUAUCAACUGCUAACAGAAGACUCCAUUCUUCAGCUAAAUCCUCAAAGUUUAGUCCAAUAGCAAUGGCUGAUCAAUCCGGUAUCAACCUCCAAAUAUGUAUAGGAGGCUCAGAAUUGAGAUAAUUAGCCCAGUCGCUCUUCAUUAGCAGCUAAAUUCGACACUAAGCAAGCAAUAAAUAGAACUUAGAUAUUAUGGACAAGUCUAUGAAAAAGCGAUGA